GCAAUUGCACGUCACUUUGGUUUUUGACACAGGAAACCGACCUAACCUCAAAGACAGCGUCAUCUCAUUGGUCGAUUUUGACAGCCGGCAAGUGUGGGGUCAGGGUCGGUGUAAGGAGGAGACCAAAAUAAAACCCAAAAAUCUGAUAACUAGAAAACAGUAAAGGAAAAUGAAACUCGAGAUUUGAGUGUUAAAGCUGUGACUUUUGAGGGUUUGUUGGGGUAAAAUGGCAAGACAUUUGAGGUGAUUAAUAGUGGAAGGUUGAGUAAAAUGGAACAUUUGAGGGAUUUCGGAAAAGUAGAUCCUGAUUAUGAGAGUUAUAAGUCUGCUCUGGAGUUAAAUGAAGAAGAAGAUAAGAAAGAAAAUUUAAUUAAGAUAAGGAAGAUUAUUGAAGAAGCAUACAAUAAGGAAAUUCUCGAGAGGCAAGAACAGAUUGAACAAAUUGAAUUACAAAUAUGCAAAGUCCGCAAAAUUUUACAUUUAUUACGCUAUGCCUUAAUUAUGUCCUACUACAAGAAAAAGGAAUUGGAAUACAACGGCAACGAGGACGAAGCCUCCACUUCCGACCCCCUUCUCACCCCUGAUAAGCAAAGUCGCAUUCACCCUGCCCUCAAAAAACUCCUCGGCAAAAAUAUCAACAACCUUGAUCACUUGAACCUCAAAGACAAACGAAAAAGUACUUCCAGAAGCCCCCGUAUCCCCGAACCUCCAACCCCCCCAGAAAGCAAAAAAAUCAAACUCGACCCCGAUAUCCCUCAAACACCCCCCAAAACCCAAACUCCGGAAUCAACCACCCGAAACCGGAAAAAAACGACACAUCGCCUAGUCAUCGGCAACAUCUCAAAAUGGAUGCCAUCAUCGGAAGACGAUCUUUUGACCCACAAAUGGAUGGUGUACGUCCGGGGCCCUAAAGACAACCCUGACGUGUCCCAUUUUGUCGAUAAAGUCGUUUUCUACUUACACCCGUCGUACAAACCACACGAUGUGGUUGAAGUUAGCGAAUCGCCGUUUCAUUUGGCGCGUCGUGGGUGGGGCGAGUUUCCAGUUCGAGUACAAAUCUUUUUUAAAGUGAUUUUAAAUAAGCCGAUCGAUGUUGUACACAAUAUUAAGUUGGAUAAGACUUUCAGUGGGAGGCAGACGUUAGGGAAUGAGACGAUUGUUGAUGUUUUUCUUUAUGAUAGUGAUGAAGCUAAACCGGAACUUGAACAUGAUUAUUGUUCCGGUGUUGAGAAGAAAAUUGAAGAAAUUAAUUUUGAUCAUUGUUAUUGUUUGCCAGCCUCGAGUGAGGGCUUGCCUAAGGUGAAGAAAGAGAAGAUUGAACAAGACGAAGACAAUAAACUAAUCUACGGGUUGGAGUCGUACUGUGGGGAAAAUCACGAGAAAAUAACACCAAAUCAAUUAGUUUUAAAUCGGAAGGAUAUCAGGUUCAAUAAUACGAAAAUUCUAGUUUUCGGGAAAAAACUAGAAGGUUGCGUUUUGACCAAACUUAACCAAAAUAAUUCGAGAAACACAAAAAAUGAGACGAAUAAUUUUAAAUUAGUUUUGCCUUCGCAUCGUUUUAAAAAUAUAGGGGAGGCUUUACCUUAUCUCUUCAAAAGGUUGCCCCUUUUUAGUGAUUUAGCAAAUAAUACUAACUACAAACGUAUUUACCCUUUUACUGCCUCUAGUUUGAAAGAAUUCGUGAGCUGGAAUGUGGGCAAAAGACGAAGUUCGGAGUGGAGUCGUGCAAGACUUAUUAAAAAAAUUCUAACUUCGGAAAAACUUUACGGUUUUGAAAAUUGGAAUACUAAGGCCAUUUUGAUGUAUGGAAGGUCACACGACUACACACCAUUUAUUUCUUUUGGUCUUUUUAAUCGAGAGUCGGAGGAGAAAAAAUUGCUUCUGUCGUCCUACUCCUCUGAUCCAAGCAUUGGUCAUUUUCGUAAUCAUACGAAAACAAUUGAACAACCGGAAAUCACAGUUAACAUUGAGUCAGACUCGGAGUCGCCGAAGAAAAAUCAUUCUGUGAUUGACAUCACCGACCCUCAUUUAAAACUCGAGUGUUCUUUCAUCCGCCAAACGGCCCUGGAUUGUGGAAUUAUCCUCAAACCGGAGGAAAUCGUAGAAGGAGUGAAGUUUAACGGUGCUGAAAUGAUGAUUCUCGAAGCUGUGAAAUGUCUCGCCGAGAAUCUGAUCCGGCGAGGGAAGAAUCAUAGAGUUUGUACGAGAAUUAUUUCGAGUAAUUCUAGUACAAGUGUAAUAAGUCGGGAGGACGUCGAGAUGGCCAUUAAUGAGCGGCCGGAGAUGUUCUCGUUGAAACAAUUCAAGAACGAGAGGAGAAAUUUUGAGUAUUUCUCAUAAAAUGUCCGUGAUUUGUGAUUAAAUACACUAUUUUUCCAACC
This is a messenger RNA of Tribolium madens (black flour beetle), 2381 nucleotides long. RefSeq names its product YEATS domain-containing protein 2 (gene D12). Gene Ontology annotation, molecular function: histone binding. The transcript is spliced from 7 exons. The coding region runs from base 271 to 2340 and encodes 689 amino acids. Gene Ontology annotation, biological process: chromatin remodeling; regulation of transcription by RNA polymerase II. NCBI's taxonomy places the organism in Eukaryota, Metazoa, Arthropoda, Insecta, Coleoptera, Tenebrionidae. Gene Ontology annotation, cellular component: NuA4 histone acetyltransferase complex. The record is from RefSeq and is a predicted model, not a curated record.